AAAGUGAUAAGUGAAAUCGAAGCUGAACUUUUUAAAGAAUCUGGCAGUCUAAAUGUAAUUAUUGCUUUGACUAUUUACCCAAACAGCUACUCACGAUAACUGUUCUUUCCUCAAGAUGUGGUGAUGCUUCUUCAAAGAAAUCAGGCUCACAGCAUAUGCACUGAAAUGCACUAUCUACAUGUCAAUCUGAUCCAGGGACACGGGUCAAAUGGCGUCAGAAGUUUGCCCUUUUCUUUGUUUUCAAGCUGGAUGAGAAGAACAAACAUCAAUAUCUUCUUUGCAAUGUUCAAUCGUCGUGGAAGACUGGCUCGUUUUAGUCCAGAUGCUGCUUUAAGCUUGGGAUUUAGUUCUACUACUACCACAGGCUCAACGAGAGACAAGUUCUCGAGAAUUGAUUCGUUAAACAACAGUGAUUUUUUGGACUUGGAUGAACAAGACGAGCUAAUUUCUUUGUAUAAUGACAUAAAUUAUGAAAAGACAAAGAAUUAUAUUAAAUUGCUAUUGGUUAUUUCGUUGGUCGAGGCUCCAUUUUUCUCUAAACUAAGAGUGUAUGGGGUUUACAGUUUGAAUUCAUUAUUGAUCAUAUUGAUGUCAAUGAUAAAUUUAAGAUAUUUGAAUUAUUAUUCUUUAAAUGAACUAAAAAUAAAAACUCGGAAAGAACUCGAGCCUGAUGAGAUAAAUUUCUUUAUAAAAUUUAUAAAUUUGUUUAACCAUAACGAUUGGUAUCAGGUAGUAUACAAUUCUGUUCAAAUAAUUUUAACAGUUCUCAAUAUUAGAAAAUUUAUCAUUGCUGAAAAUAAAUUUACAAAUUAUUUCUCCUUCUUUCUUUUAUUGCCUGUGGUUAAUUCGAUUUUAUGUUUGCUAAUUAAAUCCUGGACCUCUGACGUCUCAAAUGAUAUUAAAAAUCUACAAAAACUAAAAUACAAUAAAAAAAAUGUUUAGUAAACUAAAACUAUAAUACAAAACCAUUAAGCAUAAUUUUAAAUCUACUUGAAGGCUCUCAAUCUUCUUUGAAUAACCCCAUUUCCAAAAUUUUAAAGAACAACGGUAUUUGAUUUUUCUUUUCUAAUAAUUGGUUUUUUAAAAAAUCGUUUAGUUUUGAGUUAUCUUGCAGA
Ascoidea rubescens DSM 1968 is the source of this 1115-nucleotide messenger RNA. RefSeq lists its product as uncharacterized. NCBI's taxonomy places the organism in Eukaryota, Fungi, Ascomycota, Saccharomycetes, Ascoideales, Ascoideaceae. The record is from RefSeq and is a predicted model, not a curated record. Bases 124 to 942 code for a protein of 272 amino acids. The transcript has a single exon.